Microthlaspi erraticum is the source of this 2001-nucleotide messenger RNA. The record is from the annotation of a GenBank genome assembly. NCBI's taxonomy places the organism in Eukaryota, Viridiplantae, Streptophyta, Magnoliopsida, Brassicales, Brassicaceae.
AUGUCGCUCUCUCCUUCUGCCUCGCCGGCAUCAUCACCUCCAGCUCCUCCUUUAGCUCCUCUUUCCCCGCCACUUAAUUCUCCUCCGCCGUUGCUUCCACCGCCGCCUCUCUUACCUCCCACCGCUUCCCCACCGCCUCUUCCGGUUGAAUCUCCACCGCCUCCUCCGGUAGCAUCUCCACCGCCUCCUCCGGCGGAAGCUCAACCGUCUCCUCCGGCAUUAUCCCCUUCCGGUUCACCACCAUUGCCAUUCCUUCCAACCAAGCCGUCUCCACCUCCCACUUCACUACCCUCCCCAACAGUUCCGCCGCCGGGAAUAACGAUUUCUCCGCCGCCUCCUUCUCCCCCCUCCGUUCCACUCCCGCCGGUGUAUACGGCAUCUCCUCCACCGCCGUCACCUCCUCGCCGCCGUGGACCUAAGCCUUUGCUUCCUCCUCCCAUCAGUUCCUCUCCACCACAGCCUUCUCCAAGCACCCCGUCUCUCCCGGAAACUUCUCCUCCACCUAAACCACCGUUCAAAACGACGCCAUUUCCCUCUUCUUCCACCUCUCCGCCGCCGAGGAACUCACCGGCAACAACAACUCUUCCUUUCUUUGGGCCGGUGGGACCACUACCAACUAAGCCAGACGGGACAGUAGCACCACCACCUAUUGGGCCCAAAACAAGUCCCGGCGAAUCAGUAAUCUCCCCGGGAACGCCACAGCCACUUGUACCGAAGUCUCUCCCCGAGACGACGUCGUAUCACCGAUCUUCCGCGGGAUUCUUAUUCGGCGGUGUCAUCGUUGGUGCUCUUCUGCUUGUCCUCUUAGGCCUUCUCUUUGUCUUCUACAGAGCCACCAGAAACCGAAACAACAACAGCUUCAAAACUCCAUCAAAAGCUCAACAUGAUCAUCAUCGAGCUGGUAAUGUCGACGGUCCAAACCAAGCAAACGUUAUCACAAUGCCACCACCUCCAAUCCCAAAGAAGGAGAGCAACAAUUCUGUUGCAAGGAGCAUUACAAUGUCAUCUGGAAUGUUCAGCUACGAAGAACUGUUAGAGGCAACGGGUGGAUUCUCGGAGGAGAACCUUUUGGGAGAAGGCGGAUUCGGUUACGUGCACAAAGGAGUGCUGAGAAACGGGAGCGAAGUCGCGGUGAAGCAGCUGAAGAUUGGGAGCAAUCAAGGGGAGAGAGAGUUCCAAGCUGAGGUUGACACGAUUAGUAGGGUUCAUCAUAAGCAUCUUGUUUCCUUGGUCGGUUAUUGCAUCAACGGAGAUAAAAGACUUUUGGUUUACGAGUUUGUUCCUAAAGAUACCUUGGAGUUCCACUUACAUGGAAACAGAGAAAGUGUGUUGGAGUGGGAAAUGAGAGUAAGGAUUGCUCUAGGAGCAGCUAAAGGAUUAGCUUAUCUUCAUGAGGAUUGCAGUCCAAGUAUUAUUCAUCGUGACAUCAAAGCAGCUAAUAUCCUUCUAGAUUCCAAAUAUGAAGCUAAGGUGUCUGACUUUGGACUAGCCAAGUUCUUUUCAGACACCAAUUCGUCAGUCACUCAUAUCUCUACUCGAGUGGUAGGAACAUUCGGAUACAUGGCUCCAGAAUACGCAUCAAGUGGUAAAGUAAGUGACAAGUCAGAUGUGUAUUCCUUCGGGGUGGUGCUUCUAGAACUCAUCACUGGACGUCCAUCAAUCUUCGCCAAAGAUCCAUCCACAAACCAGAGUUUAGUUGACUGGGCCAGGCCAUUGCUUGCCAGAGCGAUUUCUGGAGAAAGUUUUGAACAUCUUGUAGACGCAAGGCUGGAGAAGAACUACGACACAAGUCAGAUGGCUGACAUGGCUGCUUGUGCUGCUGCCUGCAUUCGCCAAUCGGCUUGGCUUCGUCCCCGGAUGAGCCAGGUAAUUCGUGCACUUGAGGGAGAGGUGGCCCUAAGAAAGGUCGAAGAGACAGGGACGUAUAGCUCCUCUGACAUGACUCUACCGUACGGAACAAGUAAGAGUAAGAGGAGAUUCGACACUGAUGAUACCACUUGA